CCACCCAAAAAAAAGAGGGCUAAGACAAAACAGCUACUCGACCUACAGUCUGCCCUACGUAAAAAAGAGCAACAACACAAAACGAACCCGACAGACUUGAACCUUAGGGAACUUAAUGGCCUUAGACACUCUAUCAGGGACCUCACCCUGGAGGCGGUAUCACGCUCUAUCCUAUGGUCCAAACGCUUGUAUUACGAGAAAGCAAAUAAGACAGACACACUCUUGGCUAGGGCGCUCCGCCCGAGGCCGCAAGGCAAAAUCAUAACAAAAAUACGCACAACAGAUAACACACUAGCCGAAACGCCCGACGAGAUUAAUGCAGUGUUCACCUCCUACUUCUCAGAACUAUACAACCACUCCCCCCGCCUCCGGGCCACCAAUGCGGCCUACAUUGCAGACAUACACCAAUUUCUCUCUGAACUCACUAUUCCAAAAGUGAACGGGGCGGAAGCGGACGCACUACAAGAACCAAUCACACAACUUGAG
Molecule: messenger RNA, 486 nt
Organism: Pelobates cultripes (western spadefoot toad)
Lineage: Eukaryota; Metazoa; Chordata; Amphibia; Anura; Pelobatidae
Source: the annotation of a GenBank genome assembly